UUUGGCCUCAAUGAUCAUUUCUCAACAAUUCCUCACCGCAGGAGCCUCUGAAGCUCCCACCAGGCCAGCUCUCCUCCCGCAACAGCUUCCCACAGCAUGAAGAUCUCCGUGGCUGCCAUUCCCUUCUUCCUCCUCAUCACCAUCGCCCUAGGGACCAAGACUGAAUCCUCCUCGCGGGGACCUUACCACCCCUCAGAGUGCUGCUUCACCUACACUACCUACAAGAUCCCGCGUCAGCGGAUUAUGGAUUACUAUGAGACCAACAGCCAGUGCUCCAAGCCCGGAAUUGUCUUCAUCACCAAAAGGGGCCAUUCCAUCUGUACCAACCCCAGUGACAAGUGGGUCCAGGACUAUAUCAAGGACAUGGAGGAGAACUGAGUGACCCAGAAGGGGUGGCGAAGGCACAGCUCAGAGACAUAAAGAGAAGAUGCCGAGGCCCCCUCCUCCACCCACCCCUAACUCUCAGCCCCAGUCACCCUCUUGGAGCUUCCCUGCCUUGAAUUAAAGACCACUCAUGCUCUUC
Molecule: messenger RNA, 523 nt
Organism: Pan troglodytes (chimpanzee)
Lineage: Eukaryota; Metazoa; Chordata; Mammalia; Primates; Hominidae
Gene: CCL14
Product: C-C motif chemokine ligand 14
Exons: 3
Coding region: 97-378 (93 amino acids)
Biological process (GO): antimicrobial humoral immune response mediated by antimicrobial peptide; inflammatory response; chemokine-mediated signaling pathway
Cellular component (GO): extracellular region
Molecular function (GO): chemokine activity; CCR chemokine receptor binding
Source: RefSeq, a predicted model, not a curated record